Messenger RNA from Pseudogymnoascus destructans, 315 nucleotides. RefSeq lists its product as uncharacterized. The transcript has 2 exons. The coding region runs from base 1 to 315 and encodes 104 amino acids. The record is from RefSeq and is a predicted model, not a curated record. NCBI's taxonomy places the organism in Eukaryota, Fungi, Ascomycota, Leotiomycetes, Thelebolales, Thelebolaceae.
AUGCACCCUGACAGCAUAGGAAAGUCUGGACUGCUACAGAGUCAGUUCAUUAGUACUACUAGUUUUGAUGGCUUGCGCCGAGCUGAAGCUCCUAGCUAUGUCUACAACGCCAGUAAGACUGCUCUGAACCACUUGAUGAAGACUUUGUCAUCAGAGUAUGCCAAACAUAGCAUCCGGGCCAAUGCUAUUGCCCCUGGUACAUUUGUAACAGAGAUGACAGAGGCCUACACCCCAGAGGGAGAUGUCAGCGUCACGGCUCUUUGCCAUAGCAAGCUAUUCCCGCUACACGAGCAGGCACAGAAGAGGUAUGCUUAA